AUGAAUUCAAAUGUUGUGAAAAAAGGAUACAUUUCUGUUAAGGAAGAUGGUUUAAGAGCUUUUUUGUGGUCAAAAAGAUGGUUAUUAUUAAGAGAACAAACUUUAACAUUCCAUCGUAACGAGAGGUCUCCACUUAGCGGUGUCUCAAAUCCAACAAAUUUUGUUCAUAAUGUACAUGUAGGCUUUGAUCCAGUCAGUGGGAUGUUUACGGGAAUGCCUGAACAAUGGACAAAACUUUUGACGACCUCAGCUAUAACGAAAGAAGAUUAUGAAAAAAAUCCACAGGCUGUUUUAGAUGUUUUAGAAUUUUAUACAGAGAAUCAGAAAAGAGAACGUGAAGAAUUCAAUGACCAUGGUUUUUUAGGGCCAAUUCCAGGACUUACAAACAAUCCAGAUGAUAAAUGGGCUGAUCUUUUACCAAGAAAUAACAAUAUGCCACAAAAGAUUCAAAUAACAGAUGUAACGGAUCCUUCCAGGAAAAUGUAUUAUGAUGACAAUCAUCCAGUUAAUCCACAAAAUCGUCCACCAAUUACUCCAAGGCCACCAAAUACUCUGAGCUCAAAUACUUUACGAGCACCACCAAGUCCAAAUCCUUCUAUUUCAACCCCUUCAUAUCAACAACAUCAACAACAUCAAUCUUCUCAUUCACAAACAUCUCAAUAUUCAUCAGACAAUUAUAACAAUCCUCAACAAUCACAUAUCUCGCAUCAAAAUUCUAAAAUUCAAAAGAAACCAGAAAGAAGAAUUAGCACAAUGACAGAAGCGCAAAUUAUGGAAAAAUUGAGAUCUGUCGUAUCACAAGGUGAUCCAACAUCAUUAUUCAGUAAAAUCAAAAAAGUUGGUCAAGGUGCUUCUGGUUCAGUUUAUGUUGCUAAAUCUCAUAAAACUAGUUCAAAAGUUGCUAUAAAACAAAUGGAUCUUUCGCAUCAACCACGAAAAGAACUGAUUGUAAAUGAAAUUCUUGUAAUGAAGGAAUCUCAACAUCCAAAUAUUGUAAAUUACCUUGAUUCAUAUUUGGUAAAAAAUAGUGAACUUUGGGUUGUGAUGGAGUAUAUGGAAGGUGGUGCUUUAACAGAUGUGAUUGAUAAUAACACAUUAGAGGAAGAUCAAAUUGCUACCAUAUGCUUUGAGACUUGUAAAGGACUUCAACAUCUUCAUGGACAGAAUAUCAUUCAUCGUGAUAUUAAAAGCGAUAAUGUCUUAUUAGAUGCAUAUGGUCAUGUAAAAAUAACUGAUUUUGGGUUUUGUGCCAAAUUAACUGACCAAAAAAAUAAGAGAGCAACGAUGGUUGGUACGCCAUAUUGGAUGGCACCUGAAGUUGUUAAACAAAAAGAAUAUGGCGCAAAGGUUGACAUUUGGUCUCUUGGAAUUAUGGCAAUUGAAAUGAUAGAAAAUGAACCACCAUAUUUAGAUGAAGAACCAUUGAAGGCUUUAUAUUUAAUUGCUACAAAUGGAACUCCAACUUUAAAAAAGCCAGAUAAAUUAUCUCGUGAACUUAAAAGCUUUUUAGCUGUUUGUCUGUGUGUAGAUGUUAAGAGUAGAGCAACAGCUUUAGAGCUUUUAGAUCAUGACUUUCUUAGAAAAUCUUGUCCGCUAUCAGAUCUUGCACCUUUACUUAAAUUCAAGACUGGGAAAUAA
This is a messenger RNA of Entrophospora candida, 1638 nucleotides long. Lineage: Eukaryota; Fungi; Glomeromycota; Glomeromycetes; Entrophosporales; Entrophosporaceae. The record is from the annotation of a GenBank genome assembly.